AUGGAUUAUGUUGACUUAUCAUAAGUAUUAAAGAAACUAAUAGAAUGGAAAAACUUAUCUCCUACUACUAUUUAUAAUCUAUUAGAUUUAAUUGGGACUUAGAAUUUUAACUAAAAUAGAAUUGUACAUCAGAAAUUCUUUUAGGCUGUAUAAAAAUUAGCUUAAUUACAUGAAAUACCUCCAAAUAGCAUUUAUAAAUCAUAUGAUUAUGAGAAAAUGAUAGAUAAAGCUAAAUCUAUACUUAAAAUAUUAAGAUAACCUUUAUAAAUGGAAGUGGAAAAAGAUAAACCAGAACCAAUGAAAAAAUAUAAUUUAUUUGCUGGAUAUUAGUAAUAAUUUACAGGAUAUGUGGAUAGAAUAUAGAAUCUAAAUCUAAUAAGCAAUCUAAUUUUACAUAUAUUUAAGAAUUGGGAUUAAACAAAUAAAGAAUAAUUAAUAUCAAUAGAUAAAAUCAAAGAAGUUACUAUAGGUUUAGAAAAAGAAAUUUAUUUAAGAAAUGUUUUCAAAGAAUCUAAAAAAAUGGCUUAUGAAAUGGAUAUUAAAACAUUAGUAUAAUUUAUGAAAAGAGAUAAGACUGGAGAUGUACUUAUUAGAGUAUUUAAUAAAAGUCUAUCUUAUUAAUAAGCAGCUUAAUUAAAAUCUGAAGAUUGGAUUGAUGCAAAAACAAAAUAAAAUUAAAAGGCUGCUUAAAAGGAAGAACUUGAAAUUAAUUAGAUUGGAUUUUAUAAAGAGAUUUCUAAAAGAGAAAUGGAUGGAAUUGAAGGUAAAGAAUGUAAAGGAUGCCAUUAAAAAAAAGUAUAUUUAGUUGAUGAAAAAUAAACCAGAUGUGCAGAUGAACCUACUACUAAGUUCUUUGAAUGUUUUAAUUGCGGAGAUAAAUUUCGUAUUUGA
Paramecium pentaurelia is the source of this 891-nucleotide messenger RNA. The record is from the annotation of a GenBank genome assembly. NCBI's taxonomy places the organism in Eukaryota, Ciliophora, Oligohymenophorea, Peniculida, Parameciidae.